AUGGACAGCCCCAGCAAUGCCACCACCACCACCACCACCCCCUGCGGCUUUCUCCUCCAGGGCUUCUGGGAGUUCCCGCACCUGCGGCCGGCGCUCUUCGUGCUGCUGCUGGGCGUGCACCUGGCCACCCUGGGCGGGAACCUGCUCAUCCUGGUGGCCGUGACCUCGGCGCCCAACCCGCCGCCCAUGCUGCUCUUCCUGUGCCAGCUGGCGGCCAUCGAGUUCUGCUACUCGCUGGUGGUGGUGCCCCGCUCGCUGGCCGACCUGGCGGCCCCGCUGCGGGGCCCGGGCAGCCCCAUCUCCUACCUGGGCUGCGCCGUGCAGAUGCAGAUGUUCGUGGCGCUGGGCGGCACCGAGUGCUUCCUGCUGGCCGCGAUGGCCUACGACCGCUACGUGGCCAUCUGCCACCCGCUGCGCUACCCGGCGCUGGUGACGCCGGGGCUGUGCGGGCGGAUGGCGCUGGCCUGCUGCCUGGGCGGGCUGGCCGUGUCGCUGGGGCUCACGGUGGCCGUCUUCCACCUGCCCUUCUGCGGCUCCUGCCUGCUGGUGCACUUCUUCUGCGACAUCACGGCGCUGCUGCACCUGGCCUGCACGCGCAGCUACGCGGACGAGCUGCCGCUGCUGGGCGCCUGCCUGGUGCUGCUGCUGCUGCCCUCGGCGCUCAUCCUCACGUCGUACGGGGCCAUCGCGGGCGCGCUGCGCCGCCUGCACUCGCCCGAGGGCCGCAGCAAGGCCGCCUCCACCUGCGCCUCGCACCUGGCCGUCACCUUCCUGCACUACGGCUGCGCCACCUACAUGUACGUGCGCCCCAAGGCGGCCUACACCCCGCAGAGGGACCGCGUCCUGGCGCUCGUCUACACCAACGUCACGCCGCUGCUCUACCCGCUCAUCUACAGCCUGCGCAACCGCGAGAUCACCUCGGCCAUCGGCCGGGUGCUGGGGCGCUGGCGGGGCUCGGGGUGA
Sorex fumeus (smoky shrew) is the source of this 963-nucleotide messenger RNA. RefSeq names its product olfactory receptor 10AC1-like. Lineage: Eukaryota; Metazoa; Chordata; Mammalia; Eulipotyphla; Soricidae. Gene Ontology annotation, molecular function: G protein-coupled receptor activity; olfactory receptor activity. Gene Ontology annotation, cellular component: membrane. The coding region runs from base 1 to 963 and encodes 320 amino acids. Gene Ontology annotation, biological process: G protein-coupled receptor signaling pathway. The record is from RefSeq and is a predicted model, not a curated record. The transcript has a single exon.